AUGAAAGAUUUGGAGCACAGAGUGAUUGAUAUAAUAAGUAUAGAGAAGGCGUGUUGGCUGGUGGAGGGCCGGUCACCACUGCAUGUGAUAACGGCGGCCACAUAUCUGGGCUGGAAGUCACUCAGACCGACCCAAAGAGCGCACUACAAGUUCACUCAAUUCUGCAAAGACUUUGGCAUCCGAUCCACGCUUACAACUGUGGAGAGAGUGAAGGAGCAAAACGACAUAUUUAUUAAACUCGCCAAACACAUCCCGAUUGUCAAGUUCCGGUCCAUUCGAGUCCAUCGAAACAAUGUCGCCCUUUAUGUCAAUGAUAUCAUCCAAUACUCCAAUUCGUUGAUCUUUGACUUAAGACGCGAUGUCUACACAAAGUUAUGUGAAGAGCAAAAAUCGUCGCAAAGAAUGACAAAAGAUGACGAUUAUAGCGAAGACAACGACAAGACAUGGAUGAAUAGUUUUAAGAGGAAAGCCUAUUACGAGACAAAAGGACAGAAUAGGUCUUAUGAAUCGGAGGUCAGAAAGGAAGGGCUGGAGAAUGAAGAGCCCGAAGAGUCUGAGCCCCAUAUCUCUGACGAUGAGAUCGACCGCUAUUUGAGAAGUGAUAAGGAAAUCAAAUUCAUUAAAAAGGCCUAUAAGAGGAUGAAUAAGAGGAUAACACUGUUUGCCCUCAAAUCCAGUCAAUAUAUCCAUCGCUGGAACCGAUCGCCCGCUGACGGCAAGUGUUGGUCACAAGACUGGGACCUAAUGUCUGGCCAAUCGGGUCCGAGACGGGCCAUGAAGGGGACGACAGCCACACAACGACUCAAACAGGACUACAUGCGCAUCAUUAAGGAUCCCGUGCCCUACGUGUCCGCCCAUCCCCUCCACAACAACAUCCUCGAGUGGCAUUACGUGGUUCACGGCCCCGAAGGCACCCCCUAUUCCGGUGGCGUAUAUCACGGAAAGCUACAGUUCCCGUCGGAGUUCCCAUUCAAGCCGCCGGCCAUUUAUAUGUUGACCCCAAACGGGCGCUUCAAAUGUGGCGUCCGAUUGUGUCUC
This is a messenger RNA of Oppiella nova, 1038 nucleotides long. The record is from the annotation of a GenBank genome assembly. NCBI's taxonomy places the organism in Eukaryota, Metazoa, Arthropoda, Arachnida, Sarcoptiformes, Oppiidae.